Eremothecium cymbalariae DBVPG#7215 is the source of this 618-nucleotide messenger RNA. RefSeq names its product Rab family GTPase YPT52 (gene YPT52). The record is from RefSeq and is a predicted model, not a curated record. NCBI's taxonomy places the organism in Eukaryota, Fungi, Ascomycota, Saccharomycetes, Saccharomycetales, Saccharomycetaceae. Bases 1 to 618 code for a protein of 205 amino acids. The transcript has a single exon. Gene Ontology annotation, molecular function: GTPase activity; GTP binding.
AUGUUGCAGUUUAAGCUUGUGCUUUUGGGGGAUUCGUCCGUUGGGAAGUCUUCUAUAGUGCAUCGGUUUGUUAAGGAUUCGUUCGAUGAGUUCCGGGAAAGUACGAUUGGAGCGGCAUUUUUGUCGAGGACGAUUAAGUUGGCAGAGUAUGAUGAUACUAUGAUAAAGUUUGAGAUUUGGGAUACUGCUGGACAGGAACGUUAUAAGUCGUUGGCGCCGAUGUACUAUCGGAAUGCGAACGCGGCGUUGGUGGUCUACGACGUUACACAGGAGGAUUCUUUGGCGAAGGCGCAAAGUUGGGUGAAUGAGUUGAAAAGCAAAGUUGGGGAUGACGAUCUGGUGAUUUGUCUUGUGGGUAAUAAGGUUGAUCUUGCGGAGGAGGACUCUAAGAGCAAAGUAAUUGAUGAGGAUGAUGCAAAGGACUAUGCGGAGCAGCAUGGGUUAAUUUUCCACGAGGUUAGUGCGAAGAGUGGGAGGGGGGUUAUUGAAGUGUUUCAAAACAUUGGUGAGAGGUUGUAUUUGCAACGGAAGGACUCGUUGGCUGCACAGUCGCAGCAGCCUUCGAACAUCCAGCUACAAAGGCCAACCACAAAUGACGCUACCUCGUGCUGCGUUUAG